Molecule: messenger RNA, 1799 nt
Organism: Xenopus laevis (African clawed frog)
Lineage: Eukaryota; Metazoa; Chordata; Amphibia; Anura; Pipidae
Gene: apip.L
Product: APAF1 interacting protein L homeolog
Exons: 7
Coding region: 161-880 (239 amino acids)
Biological process (GO): L-methionine cycle
Cellular component (GO): cytoplasm
Molecular function (GO): methylthioribulose 1-phosphate dehydratase activity; metal ion binding; zinc ion binding
Source: RefSeq, a predicted model, not a curated record
CGAAAUGAUGCUAAAUAUCUAGCACAACCGUGAGGACCCUGGUUAGGGCUGCCUUUAAUUGUGCCUGUAAUAUUGGUCUAUAGGCAUCUCUCCCAGCUGUAAUUCCAUUACUACAGAGCAAUAUCCCAGGGCUUCCCUGCUGUCGCACAGGCUGAGAGACAUGUUUUACUGCAACAGAGACAACUGCAAUCAGACAGACAAUGCCAAGGACAAAGCACAUCCAAGGAAUCUGAUCCCAGAACUUUGCAGACAGUUCUAUAAUUUGGGCUGGGUGACAGGGACCGGAGGGGGAAUCAGCCUCAAGUACGGGGAUGAAAUCUACAUUGCGCCUUCUGGGGUCCAGAAAGAAAGAAUUCAGCCAGAUGACCUGUUUGUCUGCGACAUCGAUGAAAAGGACAUCAGCUCCCCCCCGCCUUACCGAAAUUUAAAGAAGAGCCAGUGCACCCCACUUUUUAUGAAUGCUUACACCAUGAGAGAUGCCGGUGCUGUGAUCCAUACUCAUUCCAAGGCCGCUGUCAUGGCUACUCUACUGUUCCCAGGGAAGGAGUUCCUCAUCACUCACCAAGAGAUGAUCAAGGGGAUUAAAAAGGGCACCUCUGGUGGCUAUUACAGAUACGAUGAUAUGUUGGCCGUGCCCAUCGUGGAGAAUACUCCAGAAGAAAAAGACCUCAAAGAGCGCAUGGCAAGGGCCAUGACGGAAUAUCCGGAUACCUGCGCUGUGCUGGUCCGCCGCCACGGAGUCUACGUCUGGGGAGACACUUGGGAGAAAGCGAAGACCAUGUGUGAGUGUUACGAUUACCUGUUUGACAUCGCUGUUCAGAUGAAACAACACGGCUUGGACCCAUCGGCCGUCCCCACUGAAGAGAAAGGGAUUGUUUAACCCCGUCUCCUGAGUCAGAUAUUUAACAGGACUUUUAUCUCCUAUUCCCACGAUUCACACUGUUUGUUACCGUGCAGUGACAUUUCAUUAUAAUAUUCCAUGACCACCAUCUUCCAAUACAAGUAGCAGUUACCCCCCCCCCCCGCAAGUGCAAUGGAUCCCGUGAGACCUGCUGUUUAAACAGGAGCAAGAAGAACUGGUUUUUGGCACGAAUUUUCACCUCCAGUUGGGUAAUUCAGCAGCUGUCUGGUUGCUAGGGAGCCAUUCGCUAGAUAUAAAAUAUAAGUCAAAAGAAGCAACAAUAGCAUUGUAGCAUUACAGAGCAACAGACUUUCGGUGGCUGGGGUCAGUGACCCCACCGAGAACCAGAUGCACUGCAAGUCGGAAAGACUACAACAAAUGAAGAGCAAAGAACAGACUACAUCCUCUUAGAGUUUAUUUAAAAGGCAUAGUACCCCUUUAAAAGAAAAAAACUGUACGUUAAAUAAUAGUAUUUGAGAAACAGAUAAUUACGCUCCCAUUGCAGUUUGGCGGAUUUUAUUUCCUUUAAACCAGUUUCCCAUUACCAUUACAUGGUAGUUUACCAUGGACAGUUUACCAUUACAACGUUUGUAGCGUUCCGCAGUGUCCGUUAGUCUGGAGGUUGUCCGUUCAUGAUCUAAACCCAACUGAUGAUGCUCUACCUCAAACUGUCGUAGCACUUGGGUAAGCAUUGCACCUUAUUCUGUUCUGUGCAGCUGUUGUUAUUGUGCACUUCUGGGUACAACAAGGGUUAAGUUACUGUAAAAUAUACAUUGUCUGCCCCUUGUAAGUCUGAUUUUAACACUGCUAAAAGGACCGGUAGCAUCAAAAGCGUAAGUUCUUAUUCUGAUUGGUCUAAUUUAUUUGUGCUUUGUUCAUGUAAAAAUAUUUACUUUUA